AUGAGUGUGUCAAACAACACCAUUCUGAAUCUUAGCGCUGGGCUCAAAAGUGUCCAUCUCUCAAAGGAUGAUAACCCCAACCUCAAUUUGUUGCAGCAACAAAUCCAGCUGGAGGCCACCGGAGGGCAACAACUGCGAAUUACCAGGUUCUUUCUCAAUCAACCUACCGAGGGUUACACCCUAUUCUCGCAUCGCUCAGCUCCCAACGGAUUCAAAGUCGCGAUAAUAUUGAGUGAGUUGGGAUUGCAAUUCAAUACUAUUUUCCUUGAUUUUAAUCACGGUGAGCAGCGGGCACCAGAAUUUGUUACGAUCAACCCAAAUGCUCGGGUGCCGGCUCUUAUUGACCAUUAUAAUGAUAACACCGCUAUCUGGGAGUCCGGAGCAAUUAUCUUGUACCUUGUUCAAAAAUAUUUGAAAGAGAAUGGCGAAUGCCCUCUUUGGAGCAGUAACCUCAAUGAGCAAACUCAAAUUUCUCUGUGGUUGUUUUUCCAAACUCUGGGACAUGCGCCUAUGAUUGGCCAAGCACUUCAUUUCCGCUACUUCCACUCUUGUAGUGUGCCGCUGGCGGUGGAGCGGUACACCGACGAAGUACGUAGGGUGUAUGGCGUGAUUGAAAUGGCUCUUGCGGAACGCCGAGAAGCCUUAAUCAUGGAAAUGGAUGUGGAAAAUGCUGCAGCAUACCUGGCGGGGACAACGCCGUUAAGCCAAAGCAGGUACUUUGACUAUCCCGUGUGGCUUGUGGGCGAUCUGGCAACUGUUGCCGAUUUGUCGUUCGUCCCAUGGAACAACGUCGUUGAUCGGAUUGGGAUAAAUCUUAAGACUGAGUUCCCAGAGGUCUACAAAUGGACGAAGCACAUGAUGCGUCGGCCUGCAGUUGUUAGGGCUUUACGUGGAGAUUAA
This is a messenger RNA of Diutina rugosa, 900 nucleotides long. It is a transcript of the gene URE2, whose product is annotated as Ure2p. The record is from RefSeq and is a predicted model, not a curated record. NCBI's taxonomy places the organism in Eukaryota, Fungi, Ascomycota, Pichiomycetes, Serinales, Debaryomycetaceae. The coding region runs from base 1 to 900 and encodes 299 amino acids. Gene Ontology annotation, biological process: regulation of nitrogen utilization. The transcript has a single exon. Gene Ontology annotation, molecular function: transcription corepressor activity.